Molecule: messenger RNA, 1050 nt
Organism: Juglans regia (Persian walnut)
Lineage: Eukaryota; Viridiplantae; Streptophyta; Magnoliopsida; Fagales; Juglandaceae
Exons: 6
Coding region: 542-1021 (159 amino acids)
Source: RefSeq, a predicted model, not a curated record
ACAAACGAUCCUAAAUCACUUCCUAUGUUUGGUCUCGCAUAUCUAAUUACUUUUGUCCUCUCAAGCUGAGAGGAAAAACUCCCAACUGAAUUGUUUCUUAACGUCAUCAUUUUCCAAGUCGGGGAAUCCACAUCCAGGAUACCACAAAUUUGGGCUGUAAUUUUUGGUUAGAAGUUAAUCCUGGCGUACUCUCUCUCCAUAAUAUCCAUUAACUUUGUAGUCUGUAACGCAAUUCAGAUAGAUAGCUAGCCCUUAAACUUUAAGCGCUCCAUUCUGGCAAAGCCAAUCAUUCUUGGUACAAAAUCAGAGCUUUUUCUUAUAAUGGCUUAUCCUUGUCAUCAAGACUAACGAGUGUUUUCACGCCUGUUCUUCCAUCCGCUGUUUGCAUUGUUUACAUGGACAUCACAAAAUAAUUCAUUAGUGGAACAAAUAAUUGGAAACAAUUUCGAUAGGUCAAGUGCGUCAGCUUCAAGCAGUUCUCUAGCUUAAUCCGAUAAUAAAGAUAUAUGAAAUUGUUGAAAGCCUCAGAUUUGAACCAGCAAUGAAGUUAACAAGUGAUCUCCACAAGAAGCGUCUUGAUGUGAUACGCACAUUAAUGGAAACCCCACACUCCGAAACAAAUACAAGUAAUCCUAAAGAGAUGGUAAGGCAGGGACUUGGUAACCCAGUUGGUGCCAAUUACCUGGUUGGAAGAAUUAAUGAAUAUAGAUUGCCAAUAGCAAAUAGCUGUAAUUUACUUAGCAACUACAUGAACUAUAGGAGGGAGAGAUCGCAGCAGUCGAUCAUCUUCUAUAAUGUUUUUUCAGUAGAUUUAUUAUCAUUUUGUUGGGGGUAUAAGAAAUUAGCCAUGACAGAUAGAGCUCGUGCCUGCCCUCCAUCUAGCAGUCAAACGAUCGGGGUUGGGUGGGCUUUGCCUUUGUAUUCUACUCGAUUACUAGAGAAAGGAUUUUCUUAUGUUUGGACUAGGAUCCAUUUUUUAUCUGAAUUUGCAAUAGAUAAAUGCCUGCUUUUUGUUCUUUGAAAAGUGCUCAAUUAUAAAUUUUGAUGUUG